UAUUCACCUUCCUCCCCCUUCUUUUACGGUCUCUAUCUAUCUAUAUGUCUAUCUACUUCUCUGUCUGUUUGUCUGUCUCUCUCUAUCUCUAACUAUUACUCUGUCUCUAUCUGCCUAUCUACCGUCUCCUCCUCCUCCUCCUCCUGCUUCUUCAUCGCCGCCGCCGUCGUCUCCGCCGCCGCCAGGUUUAUCUUAAGAUCUCCAGAGAAGACGUACAAAGCACUUUAGAGAUGGAAGACGGACACACAGCAGCCGUCUGUGGAGAUGUGUGAGAGUGUGUGAGUGAGUGUGUGUGUGUCUGCUGUCUGUGAGAGUGUGUGUGUGGAGAUGACAUGGAGACUUGCUGAGAAUUGCUCCUGAAUAAGCUGGCCGACCUCGGAGUGCUGUGUGAGUAGUGUGGUGGGGUGGCCUUGUCAGUGAAAGGUGCCAAGUUGGAGGCGGGGAACCACCAGGGACACUUCUGUUUUAGAGACGUGUGGACAAAGACAUUCUCAAGAUGGACUCCAUAUCUGUUGUUUGAGUGACACCGAAGUAAUUAUAUUUGAUAAAAUAUGGUCACUAUGCUCCGAUCAACUGCUCUACAACCUCCGUGUUUAUUAUUAUCAAGCACCAUCAUUGACUUUACGUAGUCUCUAUUCUCCGUUACAUUUAUUCAUAUAUUUUUUUUUAGUAAUUAUUUAAUUUCUGAAUUUAGCAAUUUGAUUUGAAGAUAUUUACUGGUGGAAGACAACAAUAAAAUAUUGCCAGCCUCAUGAUUGUGAUGUGCGAAGAAAAACCCAUCAAAUUUAUUAAUUACUCUUACAUGAUUGAUGGAUUAAUUAAUGUGGGAUCAGCGAAAUCUUCCAGUUGUAAAAUCAGGCUGCAAAAGGAGCAAUGAAAGUCUCUGUCUAAAGAAUAUUGAAUAAAAAAAGUGCUAAGAGACUUUCACCAAACACACACACACACACACUGUCUUUGGAAGAAAAUAGUGAACCAUCUCUGUUAAAACAUCAGUUUUCAAAAAAAAAAAAAACUCAGAUAGGUUACAUCUUCAAUUCAGACAUACAGCAUACAUCUAUAUGUAUAUAUAUAUUAAGUGACACAAUAUAUAUUACAUGUAUAUGAACAUAAAUAUAUAUUAAAAUACAUAAAGCACACACACAUACACACAUAUAUCUAUACAUAUACACACAUACAUUGAAUAACUUAACUUGUAUAUGUAUAUGCGCACACAUACACACAUACACACUUGUGAUUAAUCUUGAACCAAACCCCAUUUUAUCAGUGUCCGACCAUGACAGUCACUGUGAUCUCUGUUGCUAUAACAGGAGGUGUGAUAUCUCACAUGUAAUAUUUUCCUGAUUAAUCUCUACAUCCACUGGAUCUAUACAAUCAUUUAAUUUAUUACACACAGUUUAUCCCCUACAAACCAAUUAAUCUUUUACAUAUUGAGCCGAUAUUGACCACAAAACCACAGUGCAAAAUUUCUUGUAUGGUUUAAUUAAAACCAGGUUAAAGUUUAAAAAUGGAUGGUUACAUGAGUGAGAAAACCAUCCAUUGCAAUGUUCCCAGCCAACAGUUCCAACCUCAUUACGCUCUGCCAACACAUGGCAGGAUGUCACAUGCAGCUGAAAAGCAAUUCUCUAUGGACAUGUGCAGCAAACAGUUUGCUCAGAGCUGUUAUUUCCAAGCUGCUGUCUCCCACGACAGACCAAUGAUUGUACCCUGCAGCAACAUCUAUGCUAAGCAAUACGCAUCUCAGAACUGUUACCUGCAAGCAGCUGCAGCUUCUCUGUCUUUGAACGACCAGCGUUGUCAACAAAGUCCUGUUCACAUGACCACAUCGCAUCCCCCUCAAAGUCCCCUGCAAGGGUCAGUUCUGAGGCAGGCCCAUGACCAGCACAUUUCAAAUCAGAGUCAUCACGGUCAGGUGAUGGAACCACUCUCCAUUGAAAAACCGUCUCUGCUGUCGCCCAGAAGCAGUUCUACCGAAUCAGCUUGUCAGCAGCAGCAGCAGCAGCAGCAGCAACAACAGCAGCAACAACAGCAACAACAACAACAACAACGGCAACAACAACAACAGCAACAGCAACAACAGCAACAACAAACACAACCUCAACAACAACAACAACAACAACCAGAAGCUGCCAAACCGUUUGUAAGCCACCCCCCCUCCCCGAAGACACUGCUUCCUCCCAACCACCUUCACCACCACCACCACCACCAUCACCAUCCCCACGGUAGUCAUAGUAUUAGCUAUCAUCAUCAUCAUCACAUUCAUAAUAGCACCAACAAUAAUAAUAGUUGCUGUGGUGGUGGUGGUGGUGGUGGUGGUGGUGGUGGUGGUGGUAGUAGCUGCAGAGCAAACAAUGCUACACCAAACUGUAUCACUCCUACUCCUACUCCUACACCUCCUGCCUGCAGCAGCACCCCCACCACCAACAGCAGCAACAGCAACAAUAUUAGUAAUAACAACAACAGCAGCAGCAGCAGUAAUAACAGCAGCAAAAUCAGCAACAACAACAACAACAACAAUAGUAGCAACAACAACAAUAACAGCAACAAUGACAUCAGCAAAAACAUCAACAACAACAACAACAACAACAACAGUGAGGAAAAGAAUGUAAAAUGUGUGAAGCCUUUCCAUUGUACAGAUUGUCCGAAGCAGUUUGCUCAGAGACAUACUCUUCAGAUUCACAAGAGAUCGCACACAGGAGAAAAACCAUUCCACUGUGACACUUGUUCCAAGCAGUUUGCUCGACGUGACAACUUGAAAAUUCACCAACGUAUUCACUCAGGUGAGAAACCAUUCACCUGCGAGUUUUGUCAAAAAAAGUUUGCCAGAAAUGACAAACUCCAAAUCCACAGGCGUUCACAUACCGGCGAGAAACCAUUUCCUUGUGAUUUCUGCUGUAAACAGUUUGCGCAGAGAGACAAGCUACGAAUGCAUCGCAGAACUCAUACUGGAGAGAAGCCAUAUUCUUGUGAUAUAUGUUCCAAAUGUUUUGCCCAACGAAAUACUCUUCAAACCCAUAAACUCACUCAUUCCGGAGAGAAACCUUUCCAGUGUCAACUUUGUCCGAAACAAUUUGCUCGUAAAGACCACUUGCAAAUUCAUACACGAACCCAUACGGGAGAGAAACCGUUUCAAUGCAGCGUUUGUCCAAAGAAGUUUGCACGGAGAGAUAAACUGCAGAUGCACCAAAGAACUCAUUCUGGGGAAAAACCGUUUUGUUGUUCCCUUUGUCCUCGGCAAUUUUCCCGCAAGGAUAAGCUACAGAUCCACCACAGGGUACAUUCUGGUGAGAAACCAUACGAGUGUGGAGUUUGCAUGCGCCGAUUUGCCCAGCGGGACCGCCUCCAGCUACACCAACGAACCCACACAGGGCUAAAACCAUACCCGUGUGAUCUGUGUAUCCAGAGGUUUGCCCGCCGGGACACGUUACAAAUCCACCGAAGGACUCACACUGGAGAAAAACCUUUCCAUUGUGAAGUGUGUGGUAAAGCUUUCUCCCAGACGGGCAAACUACAACGACACAGACGAACACAUAAGCAACUAAGAAAAAGCAGUGCGAGUGGAGCUGUUGGUUCUACUUUAGGGGCUGGUUUAGGGGCUGGGACUACAACUGCUGCUAAUUCAUGUAAAAAUGUUAAAGAGUACACCCCAUUAAAUACAAUUUUAUGGCAGACUAUAUAUUACGAUUCAAUCAUGCCGAAUGUUAGACACUAUUCUCACUUAAGAGGAAAAACAAUUGCCCAGGAUCGUAAUUACUGUUGUAUGAAAGAGGGGGAUAUCAAAAGAAAAGUGCAAGAAAAUAAAACCAUUCUUUUCCCUGCCCCUGAAAAAACUUGUUUCUUUUCUCCCCAGAACUUAAUAUUGGCAGUUUGUGAUGAAGAACUGGAAUCAAGUGGUGUUUCUUUUCAUUCUGUGUUAAUUAGUGAAAAGUCUUAUUGCUUAAAUAAUCUGCAUGACCCAGAACUACCAAUGGCAGCAGGGGUCAGAGCAUCUGUGAAACUGCCACAUACAGGAGAACUGGUGUUUCCUUCUGAUGCUGAUUCGAAGCAGUUACAAUAUUAUCUUUCCUCUAUUGCAAAAACAAGCAACACUACAAUGAUUGGGGCGAGUAACAGCAAUAAAUUCCAGACAAUUGAUACCAAUGAUAUCCUAACGGGCCAGAAGAAAGACUCCCCUGUAAUGUUAACACAGGGGAAUGAUGAGAACCAUUCUUCAAAAGUUGCCACACAUCUUGGAGAAAGGUAUUUUUGUGAUUUUUGUGGCAAACACUUUGUUCAGAAAUAUAUUUUAGAAAUGCAUCGACGCACUCACACAGGCGAGAGGCCCUACCAUUGCGACAUGUGUUCAAAGCAGUUUGCUCGUAGAGACACUUUACAGAUUCAUAAGCGGUCUCAUUUAGGUCUGAAGCCCUUCCAGUGUGAAAUCUGCCAAGAAGCAUUUGCUCAGAGACACUACCUGAUUAUACACCGGAGGAAACACACUGGCGAAAGACCUUUUGAAUGUGAUUUUUGCUUGCAAAGAUUUGCUCGCAGGGACACAUUACAAAUUCACCAACUGAGACACAGUGGAGAGAAACCGUUUGAAUGUGAAGUUUGCUUCAAGAAAUUUGCACAGAAAUAUUACUUACGUAUCCAUCGAAGACUUCAUAACAAAACCGAAUCUGAUGGUCAAUUGUACAAAUGUAGUUUAUGUUCAAGUAGUUUUGCUAACAAAGCUCAUCUACAGCUCCAUCAGCGAACACACUUAGUGCCAUAUCUCUACAAAUGCGAUAUUUGCCCCAAAAGUUUUACACAGAAACAAUAUCUUCAGUCCCAUAAAAGGGUCCAUAUGGCUGUUGCAAGACUUUACCAAUGUGAUAUUUGCCAGGAGCCUUUUACAAACAAAGAUUACCUACGAAUACACAAGCGUUCUCACAGCGGUGAAAAACCCUAUCAGUGUGACAUUUGUAUCCAGAAGUUUGCACGUAAAGAUACUUUGGUAAUCCAUCGCCGGACACACACAGGGGAGAAACCUUUCCACUGUGAUGUCUGUGGUAAAGACUUUGCUAAACGAGAUAAACUUCAAGUACAUCGUGGGACACAUGUACGGCAAAAAAAGUAUAAUUGUGACCUUUGCGAUAAAAUGUUCACACGCCGUGAUACUCUUGAGAUUCAUAAGCGUGUUCAUACGGGAGAGAAGCCAUUCCAGUGUCAGAUUUGUUUAAAGCAGUUUUCACAAAAAGACAAGCUUCAAAUUCAUACUCGAAUUCAUACAGGUGUUAAACCAUUUCAUUGCGAUGCAUGCCCCAAAUCUUUUUUUCAAAGAAACGCUCUUGAGAAACACAAAAGAACCCAUACAGGUGAAAAACCAUACCAGUGUGCCAUGUGCCUGAAGCAGUUUGCCCAUAGAGAUUAUUUAAAAAUACAUCAGAGAAUGCACACAGGAGAGAAGAGAUUUCACUGCGAAAUUUGCUUGAAAAAAUUUGCUCGCAAAGAUACUUUGCAGGUUCAUCAGAGAACACACACAGGGGAAAAACCAUUUAAAUGUGAAAUCUGUUACAAAACAUUUGCACAGCGAAAUAAACUUCAAAUUCACAGUCGCACUCAUUCCGGAGAGAAACCGUACGCAUGUGAGGUUUGCUUGCAGAGAUUUUCCCGACAGGAUUCCCUUCGACGUCACUCCAAAACACACAAAGAGAAUCAGAACAAUAACACUGCUAUCUCCUUGUCAAUGAAACAUAUUGAUCACCUUCCGGCAGUCACCAAGUAUUUAUGUCUGUAAGAAACCAAAAUGGUCAAGUAUCUAGGCAACAGAAAACUAAUGUUACAUGUAGAUUGAUUGUGUGUAAUCUACUGGGAUUGUAAUUGGAUUAACAUUGCUAGAUUUAACAGCAUUUAGGGCAGUAAUCUUCACCAGAGUUUUCUUUUCCAUUGUAUUUCAUACCGAAUGACAAUCAGAUCUAAUUGCUUUCUAGAACUGAUUAAGCUGUAAAAUCAUUAUUUUUGAAAUACUUUCCACCUCAUCCAACCAUUAUAGUAUAUGUAGUCCAUGUAAUUAACCAUUUGUAGCUUCCUUAAUGUCUUUAUUUUCUUCAUCUUUUAACCCUUUUCAUACCAACCUGAAAUUGCCCUUUCUAUGAUACAAACCCACUCCGAGACCUGUUUUAAUUUUGUGGUAAACAUUUUAUGUUCCAAACACCAGUUUAAUAAUGAUGAAGUUAACCAUUUUAUCAAAGCCCGCCAUCUUGAAUAUUUUCCAGAUGAAUUGAAACAUCCAGGAGGUGUACUUCAUUAAAAAUAUGGCUAUGAAAGGGUUAGGGUUAUAAGGGUAAAAGAACCUACCUUUGUCCUGAAUACCAAGUUUAAUUUAAUAAUGACUAUUUCCUUGAUCAGUCAGUUUGCUGUAGAAUUGUUUUCUUGUUAUACAUCUGUCAUUUGUAGUCAUUACACAAUCCAUUUCCUUCCUGAAAGUUUGGUCAUGGUUUACUCGUAGUGUACAUGUAGAUAUCUUCGCUCGUAGAAUCUGCUUCAUCCAAAUGGAGGGCUGAUCACCUAUUACUGAGACAAGCAGAUUGCUGUAGCCAUCACAAGAUGAUGAUAAUAACAAUAAUAAUAAUAAUAAUAAUGCAAACAACUCAAAUACAAAAUGGGAGUGUUGGCUACUUUCAGUAUUUAGCUUAAAUGGGUUAAGUAGAAUGAAGUGCCUUGUUUAAGGGUACAUUGGAAUGUCAUUAGCAAGUUCUCAACUGAUAACAUCUGUAUCUGCUGAACAUAAAAAAACCUUCAUCUGCAGUAUGUGUAUAUAUAUAUAUAUAUAUAUAUAUAUAUAUAUAUAUAUAUUUACGAGGUCUGAUCAGGACUGUUGCCAUAGUAACAAAGCUAAAGCACACAGAGAGAAGCCACUUGCCACAGAUUGACCUCGAACUCUACUGUUCAUGCACACUAAGUUUUAAUCUUCUAGCUCACUUCCACUGUUUACAGCAAUGCUUGGAAAGAAAGUGUGUAGCAUGUGAUCGUUGCAUUGACCAUGACAGGGAAAGUUGGCAUGGCGAUAUCUGCCUAGAGGCCUACACAAAGCUGCAAAAAGUGUAUGAGUGGUUCAGACAUUUCCAAGAUGGCCAAAUAAAUGAUGAUAUUUACGAACAAUUUGGGAGAUCGGCAACCAGCAGAACUGAGAAAAACAUCGCAGAUGUGCGUGCAGCUGUGAGGGGAAAUCAUCAAAUCACCUUCCGUGAGUUAUCAGAAGAUUAGUUCCGGUUCAGUGCAGUCCAUUAUCACUGAAGAUUUGGGUAUGAGUCAUGUGUCUGCUAAGUUUGUGCCAAAACUGCUUUCAGUUGACCAAAAAGAUGGGUUUCGGUGUCUCCUUGAUUGUGUCGAGAACAAUGAAAACUUUGCAUAGGCCUCUGAACAGGUAUUGCCAAGAUUUUGGCGAAAUUUGAUGCAGAUUCUCUGCUCAACUUUCUCUGUCAUGGUCAAUGUGAUGAUCACACGCUACACACCUUCCUUUCAAGCACUGCUGUAAACAGCAGAAGUGAGCUAGAGUGUUAAAACUUAGUGCACAUGCACAGUAGAGUUCAAGGUCAAUCUGUGCCUAGCAGCUUCGCUCUGUGUGCUCAAGCUUCGUUACUAUAGCAACAGUCUGGAUACUCAUUGAUCAGACCAUGUAUAUAUACGAAAUACUGAAUGAGAAAAAAUUCUUUAGCAAUUCCGAGAAACUCUGUAAUAUGGAAUAAUUACUUAGGUCUCAGCAUCAGUCCUGACAGUUGUUAGAUCUUCGUAUUUGUCUAUUUUGAUCCGAUAAUAAGAACUAAAGAAUUUUAUGUGUUUCCAACUUGGUAGUGUAGAGUCUCUUCAUUUUUGGGUGUUUUCAAAAGCUUUUAAAACUGCGUUCAUCAGUUUAUUUCUAUGGUUUCACUCGUCAACAAUUUAUGUAGCAAAAACACUUCUUCAUUGUCAAUUUCUGUUUGCAAAUUUAUAUAAAAGUGGGGACAUGAGUCAAUAGGGGAACAUGUUUACUUUGUAAGGGAGGCAGGGGGCUCAGAUCCUGGAUGUCUUUGAGUUGUGUCUGUAUGUAUGUUUUUGUGUGUAACUAUAUAUAUAUAUACAUACACACACACUCACAUGUAUGUAUAUUAUAUACCAUAUUUUAAAGUGUAUAAGGAACCCCCUAAUUUUAAGGGGUUUAAAAUUUGGAAAAAAGGUUUUGUAAGGGAUUAUGAUACUAUCCAUGUAUAAGAAAUUCCCAUAUUUUUUUUGGACAAAAAAGGGUUCAUUAUACACCUUAAAGUAUGGUACAUACAUAUGUAUAUGUGUGCAUGUGUAUAUAUAAUUAUACACAUAUUCUUGUGACAUACAGUAUAUCUUGAGUAAUUUUGAAAGUUAGUCAGGGCUAUUUCUCUCCAGGUCUGAAGAAACUUAUUUCUUGUAGAGAAAGAAAGGAAGAGGAGAAGAAUCGAUCCUCAUACUAACUGGUAUUAUAUUUAUUGACCCUGAAAGGGUGAAAGCACAGUUGACCGUGGCAAGAUUUGAACCCAGUGUACAAACGCCCAGAUUGAAUAUCACAAAGCAUUCUAGCUGUGUGAUUACUGUCUCCUUGCCUUGUAUAUAUGUGCGUGUGUGUUUGUGUGUGUGUAUGAAUAUAUUUAUGCAUGUAUAUAUAUUUGUGUAUGUUUACAAACCAGAAAAAGAUUAUUCAGUAUAUAUAUAUAGACAUACACACAAAUGUAAGAAUUAUUGUGUAACUGAAGACUGGGUUUUUGAAUUACCCCUCCAGCCCAUCUUCUAAUUGUAGUGAGCUGUUGUAGGGUUCAAAUCCAGGUUGCUGGAACACAAAAGAAGACAUUACAUGUGUCUUGUGUCACCAUACUUCAUGUUAAUUAUUACAACAUGAUUUGAAGAAGUUUGCUUCCCAGUUACAUGGUUCUGGGUUCAGUCCCACUGCAUGGCACCUUGGGCAAGUGUCAUCUACUGUUUCAACUAUAGCCUCAGGCCAACCAAAGACUUGUGAGUGGAUUUGGGAGAUGGAAACUAAAAGAAACCUGUCGUGUGUCUGUUUGUCCUCCACUGCUUGACAACUGGUGUUGGUGUGUUUAUGCCUCUGUAACUUAGCAGUUCAGCAAAAGAAACUAAUAGAAUAAGUACAAGGUUUUACAAAACAAUAAUAAGUACUGGGGUCAAUUCAUUCGACUAAAAUUCUUCAAGCUGGUGCCCCAGCCUGGCCACAGACUGAAACAAAGGAUAAAAGAUAAGAAUUGGUGGCACUAUGGCCAAAAUGUCAUGUGGUAUUUAGUUAUUUUAAGUUCUGAGUUCAAAUCCUGUUGGAAUCCACUUUGUUGUUCACCUUUCUGGGGCUUAUAAACUAAAAUAUCUACCAAGGUUUUAGAGUUAAUCUCGUUACACACUUCUACUUUAAUGUCUGUCAGAAAUUAAUUAUUUAUAAGAAAUGGUUUGAAAUUCCACUAUUUCUGUCCAUUUCCAUCUGUAGAAUCUGACGAGAUCGUUCAUUUAAUUGCAUUCUUCCACCUUUCCUCUGCAGUGCUCCAGCUUGGUAAUUAUUAGUGUUGUUUUAAUGAAUCAGAGAACAUAGUGUACCUGGUUAAUUAAAUCAUAAAUAUUGUUGAAAAAAAUCCAGGCUCCCCCCUCCCAACAGUAACAGUCUCUCCACCCCCUCCAAAAUAAAUGUGCGAACCAAUCUUAGUUGUUGAAUGUUGUGCUGUACAUCUCUGUUCAAUCAGACUUUUGUUAAUCCUUGUAUUCAAUGUUGUCAUGGUGAUGUAAAUAAAUAGCUUUCAAAAUGCACCAGUUUAAUCAACUGACUCACUAGAAAA
This is a messenger RNA of Octopus bimaculoides (California two-spot octopus), 9800 nucleotides long. RefSeq lists its product as uncharacterized. Lineage: Eukaryota; Metazoa; Mollusca; Cephalopoda; Octopoda; Octopodidae. Gene Ontology annotation, molecular function: RNA polymerase II cis-regulatory region sequence-specific DNA binding; DNA-binding transcription factor activity. Gene Ontology annotation, biological process: regulation of transcription by RNA polymerase II. The record is from RefSeq and is a predicted model, not a curated record.